AUGUCGAUCGACGGUCGGUCCAAUCAUUUGGACGCCUCCGAAACCACUCCCCUCCUGGGCCAGCCUGACUAUGAUGUGGAAACAGCCUCUUCCCAUAAAGAUGAAGAGGAGCCUGUCUCCAUCCUAUCCAGCGCGAGCUCGAUAUCUGGAGGACUGGACCUUGCGCCAAACCUGGAAAGACUUCCUUCGAACUCCGAGAAUGUCUUGAAGGAAGAUGACUAUGCUGCGCGGUUCAUCGAUGUUACUCCCACGCAGUUUUGGAUUAUCUUUGGCGGCAUCCUGGUUGGCUACAUGAUUGGUUUCUUUGACUCAACCCUCAUGGCCUCCAGUCACCCAGUCAUUACCUCCUACUUCAAUGCAGCGAAUUCAGCAUCAUGGUUAUCAACAGCCUUUCUGUUGACCUCGACCGCGUUCAUGCCUCUUUUCGGCCGAGUCUCCGACGCCUUCGGUCGUAAACCGGUCUAUCUUUUCUCGAUCGCCAUGUUUUUCAUAACUACGGCCGGGUGUGGUUUGGCCCGCAACAUUGGACACUUCAUUGCUGCUCGGGCGCUUUGUGGACUCGGUGCUGGGGGUAUAUUCUCCAUCGGUCAGAUUAUAUCCAGCGACUUGGUGCGUCUGGAAUAUCGUGGAAUCUACCAGUCAUACAUCAACCUCUGUCUUGGUGCCGGAGGCAGCAUUGGACUCGCUUUUGGAGGCUAUCUAUGUGAUCACAUUGGCUGGCGUGGAGCGUUCUUCAUCCAGUUGCCUUUCAUUUUCGUCUAUUUCAUCGCAGCUGCUUGGACACUUCCGGCAAAUCUAGGUCGCAAGACUGCUGGAACAGAUGGAAAGAAAAUCUCACAGCUGAUCCGGAGCAUCGACAUCUUGGGAUCUUUCAUGUUGAUAACUGCUGUCACUCUCCUCAUUGUUGGACUGAACCUGGGAGGCAAUGUCCUCUCCUGGAGUCACCCCCUCAUCAUCACCUCGUUGACACUAUCAUUUGUCUUCGCUGUGAUCCUAGUGCUCUAUGAACCACAUGUUGCACGCCCCGUGAUGCCAAUCGAGCUUCUCACGACGAACCCCCGUUCCAGUAUAAUAUUCGGCAGUUUCUUUGCUUCGGUGUCUAUCAACACUGUAGUCUUCAAUGCUCCGCUGUAUUUCCAAGCUGUGAAAUUGACUUCGCCCACUUCUUCGGGUCUUCGGCUUGUUGCCUCUUCUAUCGCUAUCACCAUAUCAAGUGUGAGCACUGGGUUCUUGAUCAAUGCAACAAGACGUCUUCAGCCGUUCGUUCUCAUUGGUGUAUUCAGCAUGAUAGUAGGUGGAUUUGCAGCUGCAGCAAUGGGAAUCGAUACCUCCCAUCCAGUUGCGAUGGCAUGUAUCUCAUUCUCAAGCUUUGGUCAAGGUUUCGCGUUCCCCAGUCUGAUGGUCUCUAUGCUUGCGACAAGUAAACACGAAGACCAGGCUGUUGCAACAACCACACUUGGCUUGUGGCGAAGCCUAGGUUCUGUCAUGGGUGUCGCCGUGAGCAGCUGGAUCUUCCAAAAUGCCCUUAUCUAUCACCUCAAUGACAAGGUGACUGGCGUUGACAAAGAUCAUAUCAUUGCGCUUGUUCGUAAAUCGGUGCACAGUAUUUCUCAGUUGGAUCCUGUUCAUCAGCUGGAAGGCAUGUUCCAACCCAUGACCCGCUCAUACUCCGACGCUCUCCGCAUGACUUUCUUCUCGGCGGCGGUUUGGGCCAUUGUUGUGCUAGGGUUCAUGUGUCGAAUCCGCCUGCCACGCUUGAGAAGGAAGGAAUAG
Molecule: messenger RNA, 1773 nt
Organism: Penicillium brevicompactum
Lineage: Eukaryota; Fungi; Ascomycota; Eurotiomycetes; Eurotiales; Aspergillaceae
Product: putative MFS multidrug transporter
Exons: 2
Coding region: 1-1773 (590 amino acids)
Biological process (GO): transmembrane transport; basic amino acid transport
Cellular component (GO): fungal-type vacuole membrane
Molecular function (GO): basic amino acid transmembrane transporter activity
Source: RefSeq, a predicted model, not a curated record